GAGCUCGGUGACAGACAGACGGACAGACAGACAGACAGACGUAACGGAAGUGAAGCAUCAGUCGUUAGGUCCAGCUACUACUUCACAGCAUGGGCAACGGCAAGGUGUACUCGACGAUCGUGCUCAUCAGGCUGAUCUACGCCGGCAUGCACAUAUUCACCAAGGCGGCGUUCGAGGAGGGCACCAGCACCACCGUCUUCGUCUUCUACCGGCACGCCGUCGCCGCCAUCUUUUUGGCGCCUUUCGCCUUCUUCCUCGAGAUCAGGCAGGGGUCGGCGCCACCGCUGACGUUCAGACUCUCCGUCAAGAUCUUUGCCCACGCCUUCUAUGGGUAUGCGUCGACGAUUACGACGACAUCUAGAUCACUGAAACUCCAGUUUGUUGCUUAUGGUUUGUUCUUGUGUCACUCACUCAGGAUGGCUGGAACGAUAAACCUGUAUAGCAUUGGCCUGAAUUAUGCUUCGGCAACCUCUUCGUCGGCCAUCUUCAACAUCGUCCCCGUGGUUGCAUUCAUCCUGGCCGUCAUGUUCAAGAUGGAGACUCUGAAGUUGAAGAGCGUCCACGGCAUGGCCAAAGCCUCGGGGAUACUUCUGUGCAUCGGAGGAGUGGUCGCGCUGGCGCUGUACCAAGGCCCCCAGCUCAAGUCCUUGAACCACCACCCGCUCCUGCACAGCACCGGCACGGCCGUGCACGCGCGCCUGGAGAAGAACUGGGCGCUCGGCAUCUUCCUCAUGACCGCGUCGGUCGUGAUAUGGGCCCUGUGGACAGUACAGCAGGGCCCCCUGUUGCUGGAGUACCCAUCCAAGCUUCUCAACACGACGCUCCAGUGCACCUUCGCCAGCGUCCAGUCGUUCGUCAUCGCCCUGGUCAUGGAGAGGGACUUCUCGCGGUGGAAGCUCGCCGGCGGCAUGAGCCUCUUCGCAGUGCUCUUCACGGGCAUUGUUGUGGCGGCGAUCUCCUACUACCUGCAGAUCUGGGUGAUCGAGAAGAAAGGCCCGGUGUUCCUGUCCAUGUCCAUGCCGCUCAGCCUCGUCUUCACCAUGGUCAUCGCCUCCUUCCUGCUGGGAGAAGACGUGGGCCUGGGAAGCAUUAUCGGUGGCGCGCUGCUCGUUGCCGGUCUCUAUGCCGUGCUCUGGGGCAAGGGGAGGGAGGAGCGAGGGGCGGCCGUGGACGCCGCUCUGCCGCAAAGGAGGACGGAGGAAUCCAAGGAGAGCGAGAUCGUCCCGGACGCGACGGCCAAGGUUUGAUGCCCACCUGGCCUCCCCUGGGUGCGCUUUGUAGUGGACCUCGAACAUCUUAUCUACAGUACGACUGGUGUUUUAUGCCACGACGACGAUGAUGCUUGCUGUUCUUCAGAGUUCGGAAUCAUUUACGUCAGUUGUUUGUCAUGUGUACUACGUAGUUCUUGCAAUGUUGCUAGUUUAUCGUCGGAAAAGGGAUCACCGGCAAGAUGCACGGCAGAUGUCAAGUUAUAAUGGAAUCUAGAAGAAUUCAUUAACAUGCUGCUAAUGGGACUGUCCAGUAUGAGUUUACGAUGCACAGAAUGUUUGCUGAUUAACCAGUUUGUCAUCCAACAAUUCUUUUCACACUAUAAUAUAAUUACUUAACUUU
Messenger RNA from Triticum aestivum (bread wheat), 1611 nucleotides. Its product is annotated as WAT1-related protein At5g64700. The transcript is spliced from 6 exons. The record is from RefSeq and is a predicted model, not a curated record. The coding region runs from base 90 to 1247 and encodes 385 amino acids. NCBI's taxonomy places the organism in Eukaryota, Viridiplantae, Streptophyta, Magnoliopsida, Poales, Poaceae. Gene Ontology annotation, cellular component: membrane. Gene Ontology annotation, molecular function: transmembrane transporter activity.